AUGACGACGACGCGAAGCAACGGCAACAGGAUGGAGGAGACAUAUCCAUGGAUCAGUAUUAACCAUAAGCCCCUGCUGAUGCUGCUGGUCUUGGCGUUUAUUUGCCUCGGCUGCUGUCUGGGCGGCAAGACAACCACCUUUGUGCGCCACACAGACACCUUGGAUCCGCAGGCCGACGGCUUCUGGGCCAACAAGACCACCUGGAACGCCCGCUGGGUAAAGUACUGGCGGGCAAAGAAAAUCUACGAGCCCAUCUGGAAAAAGGUCUGGACGCCCACUGUCCACAACGAGUGGGUGCCGCUGCCCAAUGCCCCCAACGAAUGGGAAGCGGAAAAGGGCCAUUAUUCGGACAAGUAA
This is a messenger RNA of Drosophila kikkawai, 357 nucleotides long. RefSeq lists its product as uncharacterized. The record is from RefSeq and is a predicted model, not a curated record. NCBI's taxonomy places the organism in Eukaryota, Metazoa, Arthropoda, Insecta, Diptera, Drosophilidae.